Messenger RNA from Pollicipes pollicipes, 1110 nucleotides. Its product is annotated as elongation of very long chain fatty acids protein 1-like. Gene Ontology annotation, biological process: sphingolipid biosynthetic process; fatty acid elongation, monounsaturated fatty acid; fatty acid elongation, polyunsaturated fatty acid. The coding region runs from base 1 to 948 and encodes 315 amino acids. The transcript is spliced from 4 exons. Gene Ontology annotation, molecular function: fatty acid elongase activity. NCBI's taxonomy places the organism in Eukaryota, Metazoa, Arthropoda, Thecostraca, Pollicipedomorpha, Pollicipedidae. The record is from RefSeq and is a predicted model, not a curated record. Gene Ontology annotation, cellular component: endoplasmic reticulum membrane.
AUGGAAGUGAUCCGGAGUAUCACGAACGGCCUGGUGCAUCGGCGCGACCCGCGCGUGCGAGACUACGUCAUGCAGUCCUCGCCCGAGAUCACGCUCGGCGCCACCGCUGGAUACAUGCUGCUGGUGGCGUACGGGCCGCGUCUCAUGAAGAACCGGCCGACGCCGCCGCUCCGGCUCGUCAUGUUCCUGUACAACAUUGGCCAGGUGUGUCUCAGCGCCCACAUGAUGCACGAGUUCUGGGUCAGCCGACCCUCCACGCGGGUCUGCGCGCCGCUGGAGACCAGCGAUGAUCGCAGGGCCCGCCGGCUCGUCGACGCCUGCUGGCUGUUCCACAUCAGCAAGAUCAUUGACUUCCUGGACACGGUGUUCCUGGUGCUGAAGAAGGACCACAAGAGGAUGACGUACCUGCAUGUUUAUCACCAUGCUUCGAUGAACUUCGGCUUCUGGCUCGGCACGCUGUUUUGCCCGGGUGGAUCCACAUGGAUCCCUGGAGUCCUGAACAGCUUCGUGCACUGCGUUAUGUACAGCUACUAUCUGCUGGCCAGUCUGGGCCCCCGAGUGCGGCCCUACCUCUGGUGGAAACGCUACCUCACCCAGCUACAGCUGGCCCAGUUCGCGAUCAUCGUGCUCUGCACCGUUAUGGUCCAGGUGGAGGGCGGCCGCUGCGGGAUGCCGUUCUGGACCUGCUCCAUGACCUUCGUCUAUCUCAUUGUGCUCACCGGACUCUUCGUCAACUUCUACGUGCGCUGUUACCUGCCGAUGGCGGGCCGGGGCCUAAGUCCAUCUCCGGCCGCGGCGCCGCCCGCCAUCUCGAGCGAGGCCUCGAUCCCGGCCCCGGCCCCGCCCCCGAUCCGGAAGGCCGCCUCGUGCGAGCGGCCGGGCGUCAUGGCGGAUGUGGUGCGCGCCAUACUCUCACACGGCGUGGGAUGCUUCACAAAGGAGGAUUAGACGCUGCCAGUGUUUGCCGCCGUCGCCGAGACGUCUUCAAGGAGACGUGACCAUCGGCCCACGAGUAGGCUACUUCAGCCGGGCACUGGAUAACAGUGUCUCCGACACCGUGAUGUCGGACUGGCCUGGUCACGACCGACGCGAGCUUCAAACCAUCGAUCC